CUUGGGUAAGAUGAAAUAUAAAAGGCUGGCUUCCUGGUAGAAAGAACAGAGAGGAAUUUCCAGUCAAGACUGGUCAUGAUCCCUGUCUCAGUGCUGGCCCUCCUGGGGGUCAACUUCUUGCUGCCUGGAGUGCAGGCCCUGCUCUGCCAACUGGGGAAAUUUGAGAUUGUGAGGAACAUGUCGGAGCUGCCCCUCCAGUGGACACCUAAAGAGCAAUCCUGUGAGACUGGCUGGGGUUGCCAAGACACACUGGUGCUCACUGAGAAUGGACCCUAUGUAAACUUGAUACUCACCAAGGGCUGCACUGAGGCUGAGGACCAAGAGGCCCGUGUCAUGGAGCAUAGGACAGGCCCGGGUAUCUCCAUCGUCUCUUACACCCACGUGUGCCGCCAUAAGGACCUCUGCAACAACCUGGUCAACACCAGCCCUCUCUGGGCUCUGCCCAUUGAAACAGCCCCAGGGCGCUUGCGGUGCCCAACCUGCUUGUCUGUAGAAGGCUGUCCAGAGACUGUGCCAGAGCAGACCUGCCCCGUGGGGCACACACACUGCUACAAUGGGGUCCUCUUGUUCACAGAAGGGCUCAUCUCCACCAUUCUGAAAGUCCAGGGCUGUAUGCCCCAACCAGGAUGCAACCUGUUCAAUGGGACUCGGGAGAUUGGGCCCAUGGCCGUGAGUGAGAACUGCAAUCCUAAGGAUUUUCUGACCUGUCAUCGGGGGCUCACGCUCUGGAUGAGGCCUGGCUUGUCUCAAGAACCUGUCAACUGGACCGUAGGAGGAAGCCAGAUCUGCAACACUGGAGAGGUGUGUCAGGAGACGCUGCUGCUCAUAGACGUAGGACAAAGCUCACUCCUUCUGGGCAGCAAAGGAUGCAGCAAGAUUGGGGCACAAGAGUCCCAGAGGGUCUCCGUACACUUGGGACCCCCUGGAGUGCUCAUCGCCUCCUAUACCCGCUUAUGCUCCUCUGACCACUGCAACAGAGCCAACACCAGCAGUGUCCUGCUGAAUGCCCUCCCUCGCCCAGCUGCCCCUGCUCCAGGAAACGUGAGUUGUCCUGUCUGUGUGCAGUUAUCUGGGUCUUGCUCGCCCAACUCUGAUGUGGUUACCUGCCCCAGUGGGACCACUCAUUGUUAUGAUGACACUGUCAUUCUCAGAGGAGGUGGAUUAUCCUCCCCUUUGAGCAUUCAAGGGUGUGUGGCCCAACCUACCAGCUCCUUGUCCAACCGCCUCCAGAAUAUUGGCAUCUUCUCUGUGACAAAAAUCUUGAAGGAGAAUGAGGAUUCAGAUAACUAUCCUCUUAUGAAAGAUGGAGUUGCCCCUGUCCCCUACCUCUCUUGGGUGAUGGGGCUGGGGCCAUUUCUAGUCCUUUGGUUGGCGGGGACAGGGAGAGGCUUUGCCAUGCUCACUAACUCCAUUUCCCCAUGAUUUUUUAACUUCUGCUGACCACCCAAACCCAGCCCUCUCUCUAGUCUCAUAACCUAAUAACCUCGGACAUCGAUUAGUUUCCUAUUCUCUUCAUAAAUGAUCCGUCCCACACUCCUGCACACAUGUUAUCACCUGGUGGUAACAUAUGGGAGGCCUGGGAGCAAUUGAACUUGCCUUGUGGGAGAGGGUCAUUCAAAGAGUGAUCAAAUGUGUCUGAUAAUAAAGAGCCUGCCCUUUCUCCCA
Tupaia belangeri chinensis (Chinese tree shrew) is the source of this 1665-nucleotide messenger RNA. It is a transcript of the gene CD177, whose product is annotated as CD177 molecule. The coding region runs from base 76 to 1422 and encodes 448 amino acids. Lineage: Eukaryota; Metazoa; Chordata; Mammalia; Scandentia; Tupaiidae. The record is from RefSeq and is a predicted model, not a curated record. The transcript is spliced from 9 exons. Gene Ontology annotation, biological process: regulation of integrin-mediated signaling pathway; positive regulation of neutrophil degranulation; cell-cell junction maintenance. Gene Ontology annotation, cellular component: plasma membrane raft.